This is a messenger RNA of Ustilaginoidea virens, 186 nucleotides long. RefSeq lists its product as uncharacterized. The record is from RefSeq and is a predicted model, not a curated record. Bases 1 to 186 code for a protein of 61 amino acids. The transcript has a single exon. Lineage: Eukaryota; Fungi; Ascomycota; Sordariomycetes; Hypocreales; Clavicipitaceae.
AUGACUUGCAUGCCAUGCAUGCGCCGCGUAUCGAGAUCAGAUCUGGAUUCUGGAUCAAAGGGGGCAGCGUUUGACGCCGGGCGCCCUCGGCCGUCUGCCUGUCUCCCAAACGUGUCUCGAGUCGUCAACGUCUCUCUGCGUACGGAGCACAACUCUGCUCCACCGCUCUCUCAGGAGGUACAGUAG